GUAAAAUGUACUGUGGUGUCUGUGUGGUUGUUUUCAGUAACAGUUUCUGUUUACCAGCAGGGUUGACUUAAACCCAACAGACAGUAUACUAUUUUAUGAAAGAUUCUGGUGAAAUGUACAGUGAACAAACAAGCUGAUAAGCAAGAUAACCAAAAAAACGUUGGUAUAACUGUGUUAUAAAAAUGUUAAACUGUGUUAUAAAAGUGUUAAACUGUGCUGUAGACUCUGACAGCUGCUGUGGGUGUGUGUACAUAACUGCCGCCUUUUUUUACAGACAGAUAUGCCACAUAAAGGGGUUGGUCUAAAACUUGAUAUGAUCAGUUCUGUUUUUCUAAAUGAUAUAUAAGAAGUUACCGUCCUCUGCCUCAUCGGAUGAGCUCCACUGAAGAAGAUCAUCAAAACAGUUCUUUCUUCUUUCAAAAAUGAGGAAUUUUAUCCUGGUUGCUUUGACAUUUCACCUUCUGGUGAUCACAGUAGUUAACAGUGAUUACACAUUUGGAGAUAUCAUUUCAUUUCCAAGGAAAUGUGCCAAAAUCAGCAAAGCUUACAAACACUUUGCUGUUUAUGUGGGUACAGACGAUUUAUUUGGCCAAGGAAAGGACAAGGACAUAUUUCACCGCAUACGUAAGCCCACUGAUGGUAAAUACUGUGUUUUCGGUUCUCUCAAGAAGGAGCCAAAACAUGCAAUAGAAAAUUAUCUGGAUAAAAAGUUUACACCAUCAAAUCGAACUGACAUAAUUAAACACAUCAUAGCAAUGAACACUACAGAAAUCUGUGGAAAAUAUAAUCUCCUGAAAAACAACUGUGAACAUCUUGCAACUUGGGUGCGUUAUGGAAAAGCAUAUGUAAAGCAGCCUGGAACCGUGGCAGGGUUUUUUCUCCAACUGAUUCCAGGAAUAAAAUUACAUGAUGCAGAUGAAGCAAUAAAAAGCAUAUCAGAUGAAGAACUCUUUAAAAUAUUGGAAGAACUUAACAAAAAUUCAGAAGUUGAGGAUCAGUGUAAUAAUGCUGUAAUGCUUAAGAGUGUUUUAAGGAAUCCCACACUUUUCACUUGUCUUGCUUUUCUGUGUUCAUUCUUUUACAUGACAUGAGGUCUUCACUGGAAAUAAAACACUGAGCAAGAUUCUGUUUUGAUUGUGUCAAAUUAAAGCUUCCAUGCAGUUCUU
Oreochromis aureus is the source of this 1166-nucleotide messenger RNA. RefSeq lists its product as uncharacterized. Gene Ontology annotation, cellular component: cytoplasm. Lineage: Eukaryota; Metazoa; Chordata; Actinopteri; Cichliformes; Cichlidae. The transcript has 5 exons. Bases 423 to 1091 code for a protein of 222 amino acids. Gene Ontology annotation, molecular function: A2-type glycerophospholipase activity; glycerophospholipid phospholipase A1 activity. The record is from RefSeq and is a predicted model, not a curated record. Gene Ontology annotation, biological process: N-acylphosphatidylethanolamine metabolic process.